UACACUACAGGAAAAUUUAGAAGGGCUCUUUUUUUAUUACAUCCUUUUUAUACAUAUAGUGUAUAGGUUUAGUUAGCACGGCAAUGUCGAGCCAUAAUCUUAAGAAUCUUUACAAGCGAAAGCGGCAGGUCAAGUUCCAAAUGGGAGACGGUUUGGAGGGCAAGUUAGGUUGUCCUCAAGAAACGCAUCGAACCCAGAGACAUCCGCAUGUCCAAAUUGGCGACGGACCGAUGGGUGAAAAGAACAGCCUUCAUAAAAUCCAUGCUUCUCUUACUCCUUUGCCUUUGAAUGAGGACGAAAGUAAGAACGAAACCGAGAUUGAGAUACAGGAUUACCGGCAACUGCAGAGGGUCUUCCAGAAGCUGGACAUGGCCGACCAGAUCGUUCUCUACCGUUCUUACCGAUUACUUCCUGCUGCCUGCAGCGCCCUCUGGCGGACGACACGCAAACGCCUGGACUUUCGCACCCUCUACAAGGAACUCGGAGUGGAGGCCCAGAGCCACCUGCUUAUCCACAUGAUGGGUCAUUUCAAGUACGUGUAUUUCGUCGCUAAUAAACUGCAGGAAAACCUCAAUACACUGGAGCGCGCGGGAGUCAAGUCGCUGAAUUCCGUGCAACGCUGCGAACUGCUGCUGAUGGAUGAGAAGUCGGGCGUAUCGGAGGUCAGAUGUAUUGAUCACUCAGGCGGUGGGGAUUCCUCUGGAGGAAAGGGAAUUGCCCAGUGGCCCCUGCACGCACUGCCCAAGCUGAUGCGAAAUGUGCGCCGCUUGAAGGUCCACUGCGACAUCCAGGUGCACUUCGUCGAGCAUUUCCAGCAUCUGGAACUUCUUGUGCUCUACGGCGACAUCUCGCAAACGGCUCUCACCGGAAUUUUGGAGCGGUGUCGGAAAUUGGCCAGAUUGUUCCUUCGAUUCGAUUGCGACACCUUGAGCCUGAAGACCAUCGACAAGUGCAGCUCGCUGAGGGAUUUAUCCCUGCCCACUGGACUGUUUGCCCGUCAAAAGGAGCUGGUAAUGAAACUAACCGAUCUUCGCCUGCUGGAAUUGACACACAGCCAAAAGGACAGUCGCCUAACACUGGAGUCCUUGAAAUGUGUGCUAAGCCAGCGACCAGAGUGUGUGGACCUCAUCCAAAUGGAUUGCAACGGCUUCAGGGACCCCGAAUGGAUGAAACAGGUGGGUCUGGAUCGAUGCUGUCGGAUGCGGGGAUUGGUCUUGGCCAACUGUGAUUUUUGCGAUCGCGAGAUCAGCCAGCUGUCCUUUCCAAAAGUUAAGAAAUACAUCGCCCUGAGCAAAUGUCACGACAUCAAGGAGUACCAGAUUCUAGACAUGGUUCGACAGUGUCCCGGUCUCAAUGAGCUCUAUCUGAUCGACUGCCCCCACUUGAGCUGGAAGCUCCUGCAGGGCAUCUACCGAAUCCGCAAAAGCGAAAAUCUUAGCUACCCCAUUACAGUUAUUCUCGGGGAGUGCACGGAACUCAGGGAGGUUUAUCAGACCAUGUACUCUAACUACUGGUGCUUUAAGUUACCCUACCUCAAGAUUGAACGCAUCCAAAAGCAAAGUCGACCCGUAGAGGAUAUCCAGGUUUUUUUUAACAACAGCCAGUUGGAUAUCACAUUGUAGAUAACCAGAAGUGUUUUAAAAAUGUACCAAAAAUGUAUUGAUUGUCUUACGACAAAAAAGAAAUUCA
This is a messenger RNA of Drosophila takahashii, 1689 nucleotides long. RefSeq lists its product as uncharacterized. The record is from RefSeq and is a predicted model, not a curated record. Lineage: Eukaryota; Metazoa; Arthropoda; Insecta; Diptera; Drosophilidae.